Myxocyprinus asiaticus (Chinese sucker) is the source of this 1129-nucleotide messenger RNA. RefSeq lists its product as uncharacterized. The coding region runs from base 135 to 875 and encodes 246 amino acids. The transcript is spliced from 6 exons. NCBI's taxonomy places the organism in Eukaryota, Metazoa, Chordata, Actinopteri, Cypriniformes, Catostomidae. The record is from RefSeq and is a predicted model, not a curated record. Gene Ontology annotation, molecular function: DNA binding.
UGGCACGGCGGUUCAGUUGAGCUGUGCUUUGAUCUGUGAUAAGUUUGUUACACUGCAGGAGAUCAGAGCCUUUGAAAACAGCUGCAGAGUCUGGCAGUGGAUCACAUAAGUGGAUAUUUAUCAUAAGUCCUGUCAUGGCUGUGGAUGGGAGACUUUAUAAUUGUGAAGAUCCAGCUGUAUGGAGAGGGAUUUAUGACAAAUACUGGACUGUCGUAGAGGCCAAAUCAGCUGUGAAGGGAAAGGCUCCUGGAAAGCUCUUGGCAUUGGACAAAUGGUUUCAGGAGGAGUUGCCUGCUGCAAUCUCAGCUCGAUCCGAGCGUUCUCUCACACAUGCUGAGCUCGUCAAGAUCGUGGAGUGGAAACUGACUAAAGGGAAGUUCCGACCACGUUUGCAGCAGCUAAUUGGCUCGAACAGCGAGGUGGCGGUUCAUAGCUUGACUACAAAAGCGUUCAGUUUGUUGCCUGAUGUCCAAGCAUCUAUCACAGAGCUGUGUAAACUCAAAGGUGUCGGACCGGCAACGGCUUCAGCCGUGUUGGUGGCCGGAGCUCCUGGUGAAGUACCCUUCAUGGCUGAUGAAGCUGUCGAGAGCAUCGCCGAGUUGAGACCGGUUGAGUACACGGCCAAACAUUACGCUCUGUUCCUCCAGAAAAUACUGCACAAAACAUCCCAGCUUAACAAAGUGGACAACCAGCAGCAAUGGACUCCUCACAGGGUGGAGCAGUGUUUAUGGGCAUGGGCGGUAGCCAAUCGGAUUCAGCCAACAUUAUUACAGGAAUUCAGUCUAAUGGAUGCAGCAGACAAAGAGACCAAUCAGAAGUCAGAGAAGAGGAAGGCAACUGAUGAAAAGCCCUCUAAGAGACAGAAGACUGUCUAGUCUUAGCAAUGUAUGAACGUAUCUCCAUUUCAAAAUAGUUGGAGUAUUCUUGGCAUGCGAUCUUCCUUUGUGAAUUUGAGAAAUGUAAAGUAAUCUCUCCUGUUCUUUGGGUGUUUAGCAGCUCUGAGCAAAAAAAAAAAAAAAAAAUUUACACAUCUUUCAGUUUGUGUUUUUCAAAGCUAAAACACACUAUGUGUCUUAUAUGUUCACAAUUGCUCAUAUGUAAAUGUUUAUAAUAAAAGCAAUAAAACCUU